CCAGAGGAGCGCUGCACCGAAAGAAGUCGCUUCAAACACCGCGCAACGCUCGCUGAAGGAGCGCGGAAAGUCCGACCGCCUCUCCCUCGCUCGUCGUCAUGUGUCUCGGCGUCUAAAAGCCUCCGCUGGGGAGAGGACAAACCAGCUCGCGUCUGGUGCUUUUCUGGCAGAGUUUUGCAGCCGAGCGGCAGAGCAGUGAACCAGAGGAGAGAGAGAGGAGGUGGGUACUUGUCCAGGUUUCGACUGCGCCGUAUUCCAACACGAAGCGCAGCGCUCGGGAGUCGGACCCAGUGCGCGCUGCUUUUCAAGAUUCCCGGAUCUUUCCUGGUUGUUUUCUGGAGCAUCUCUACUGUACAAUGAGAACUGCUUUCAUCUGAACUAGAGAGAUCAACGCAAACACAUCGCGCGUUUUCCUUCUGACUGGAUCUGGAUUUAAUGCCCCUUUUAGCAGCGACCAUGGGCGGAUGGUGGACAUUAGUUGGCGCUCUGGCCGUGAUCCUCACCGGCCCCCGUGGGAUACAAGGAGCUUGUGUCUACGAGGGAUCGCUGUAUGCGAACAACACAACAUGGAGACCACAGGUGUGUCAGGAGUGUACCUGCUACAGUGACGUGGCCGCCUGCGCCCCAAUCCGCUGCCCCAACACACAGUGUGACUUCCAAAUGGGCGAACGUUUGAGGAUCCCUGCCAACAAGUGCUGUCCAGAGUGUGUCUCUGCAUCCCAGGGCUCCUGCCAUUAUGAAGGAGUCACUUAUGGACACGAGAGCCAGUGGAGUCCUUCGCCAUGUUCGCUGUGCGUUUGUUCCAGAGGGAGUGUAUUCUGCAGCCCUCACCCCUGCCCCCCUCUCAGCUGUCCUGGAGGUCAGAGCGCGUUCACGCCAGCUGGAGAGUGCUGUCCCAAGUGUGGCCGCAGCGGAGAGUCGUGCUCCUGGCAGGGAGUUUUGUACAAAGAUGGAGAUGAGUGGAAGCCCAGCCUCUGUUCCAGAUGUUUGUGCAGCAACGGCGAAGUCCAGUGUUUGGUGGCGGAGUGUCAGCAAGUGGCCUGCAAACUGCAUGAGAACUUGGUGAUUCAGCCAGGCCAGUGCUGUCCUCAGUGUGUGUCCAACCCCUGUCUGUCUGCUGGGAAACAGUAUCAGCAUGGCGAGCGCUGGCAGAAGAACGCCUGCACCACAUGUGUGUGUGACCAGGGUCAGUCAAAAUGCCACACACACACCUGUCAGCCCAUCACCUGUGACAAGGGUCAGACCAAAGUGAAGCAUGCCGGUCAGUGCUGUGAAGAAUGUGUUGCUGCCAAAGGAGGCUGCUUGUAUGAGGGCGCUGUGCGUUACCAUGGAGACAUGUGGAACGGCACAGGCUGCGAGUUCUGUAGCUGCAGCAGGGGUCAGGUUCUGUGUCAGAGGGCCGAGUGCGGCCGCGUCGAAUGCCCACAGGGGUCUGAGCUUGUUCACCUGCCGGGGAAGUGCUGCCUGGAGUGUUCCUCUGUGAAACCUGCCUGUUUAUAUGAGGGGAAAUCCUACAAGGACCUGGCUCGAUGGACUGAUGGUGGCUGCAGGGAAUGUGAAUGCCGCGAGGCCCGGGUGACUUGUUAUCUGCGCUCCUGCCCCACCUGCCCACCAGGCACCUUGGCCGUCACCCAGGAGGGCCAGUGCUGCCCCGAGUGUCACCAAGUGCAGUGCCAUGCAGACUGCCUGUCGUGCUCGGUGACUCCUGACCACUGUGAGAGCUGCAGGGACCCAAAGGCCUUCCUCCAUCAGGGCCGCUGUCUGUCCGUCUGUCCAGCUGGCUACUACUCCGAGGGACGCGUAUGUGCAGCCUGCCAGUCGACGUGUGCCACCUGUUCCAGCGGGUUGGGCUGCCAGUCCUGUGAUCACCCCCUGCCCCGGCACGACCACUCACACUGUCGCCGUUGCCACGCGUCGUGCCUCGAGUGCCACGGGCCGAGCCAGAAGGACUGUGUGUCAUGUUCAGACCCGGCUGACUUGCUUAAAGACGGGGAAUGUGUUCCUGACUGUGGUGCAGGUUUCUACAUUCAAGAGGGCGUCUGCUACGCCUGUGACUUGUCCUGCGCCUCCUGUUUUCCUGACAACCCCAAGUGCAUGAGCUGCCCACCAGGCACCGCCUUGCACCAUGGGAAAUGUGUCACCCAGUGUCCAACUCAGCAUUACCUGGACAACCACGGCAGAUGCAGAGUCUGCCACAGCUCCUGUGCUUCAUGUUGGGGUCCCUCGGUAUCCCAGUGUACCUCAUGUCCUGGUGAGCUGCUUCUUCACCAAGGCCAGUGUGUGGAGGCCUGUGGGGAGGGCCUGUACCCCCAGGACAACACUUGCCACAAUUGUCACCCGUCCUGUCGUUCCUGUGUCGGUCCUUUGGCCUCAGACUGCCUGUUCUGCCUCAAACCAGAGGAAGCGCUCCUGCUGCAGUCCAGUCACCUCCACUAUGGCGUCUGCACAGCCGGAUGUCCUGCACACAGCUUCCCGGAUGACACGCACAAAUGUAAAGAGUGUCAUCCCUCCUGCUGGCGCUGUACUGGGCCAUCUGCAGACAACUGCACAUCCUGUCCCUCUGCCUCCAGCCUGCACGAGGGCCACUGCGUCCCCACCUGCCCACAAGGCUUCUUUGUCCAGGACAAGCAGUGCCACGCAUGCCACCCGUCUUGCCAGACUUGCACUGGUCCUUCCCAGGCUGACUGUGCCUCCUGCCCCCCGAAGGCCUCCCUAAGAAGCGGCUCCUGCAGGAUGAGCUGCCAAGAGGGGCUUUUCCUCGAUGCUGCCACUGGAGAGUGCCUCAUGUGCAGCCCAGACUGCCAGCGCUGCACAGCAGACCUCCAGACGGGCGUCGGCAGUGUUUGUCUCUGGUGUAAGGUGCCAAAGACCUGGCUGCUGGGUGACCACUGCGUCUCUCACUGUCCUAGAGGCCGCUACGCCUGGCACGGAGCCUGCAUCAGAUGCCAUCCAUCAUGUGAGGCUUGCAGUGGGGCAGGACCUCUCUCCUGUACUUCCUGCCCAGCUAACGCUGUCCUGUUGCCCUCUGGUCUCUGUGCUCCCAAAUGCCCCCUUGGUUACUAUGACAACGGCCACAGGGUUUGUCAGGCAUGCGACAGCCAGUGUCUGACGUGUGAAAUAGCAGGAGUCUGUACGUCCUGCCACGACCUGGCCAAGGUGCUACUGUUUGGAGAGUGCCAGUAUGACAUCUGCGCACAUCAGUACUACCUCAACACCACAACCCGCGCCUGCAAAGAGUGCGACUGGAGCUGUAAUGCCUGUAAAGGCCCUCUGGGGACAGACUGCCUACAGUGCAUGGAGGGGUACGUGUUGCAGGAUGGAGUGUGCACCCAGGGAUGUUCUCCUGGCUCCUAUCAGGAUGGAGACAGGUGCCUCGACUGUGAUGACCACUGUGUGCAGUGUCAAGGUCCUGGACAGUGCCAGCAGUGCCGGCCUCCUCACAUCACCCUGCAUGGGCAGUGUGUGCAGGAAUGUGGCAGAAACUACUUCCUGGACGCUUCCUCCCAAGUCUGCAAACCUUGCUCAUCUGACUGUGUGCUGUGCGAUGGGGUUGGACGCUGCCGAGCUUGUUGUGACCAGACCUACCUCAUGGAAGGAUACUGCACGCCUGACUGUGGACAUGGGUACUACGCCAACCAGAAGACUAGGACCUGCCACGUGAACAGCCAGCCUCCUUCCCUCCAGGUCAACGGUUCUCUGCUGGUUCCCCUUGGUGGUUUUGCCGCACUGCCCCCUACCCUGCUUCACGUUCAGGACUCUGACAGUCCAUCUCAGUGGCUGAUCUUCCAGCUCAUGCAGGGCCCGAGCAAUGGACGGCUGCUUUUGUUCAGCGAGAAGGAAGAAGAAGAGAGGGGAGCACAAGGGAAGGCAGGCCGAGGACUGUCCAAGAACGACACCUUCACCUGGGCGGAGCUGAGAGCCGGCCGCGUCCGGUUCAGACACCAAAAGGACAAAGCCAGGACUGGUGAGUUCACCCUGCGCUGCGCCGAUCCCCAGCUGUUUUCUCCGCCGGUAGCAGUUCAGGUUCAAGCUGUGUCAAUGCAGCCCCCGAGGGUUGUCACUCUCACUCACCUACCUGUGGAGGGACGUGGCGCCCUGGCAACCGUCACCAAGUCGGUCCUGCAGGUCGACGACCCCGACAACCCAGCUGAUGUCCUGGUCAUGGUCCUUGAACCGCCCCGCCAUGGCCUUUUGACCCGUCUCCAUGGUGACCGGGCACUCAACCGAUUCAAGCUGGAGGAGCUGUCACGGGAACAGAUCCAGUAUGUCCACGACGGCUCAGAGGGGACAGAGGACGCGACAGUGCUGCAGGUCAACGAUGGUCACAGCUACAGAAAUAUUCUCCUCCAAAUCCACAUCAACCAGAAGGUUGCUGAUGCUCCUCAUGUACUGUCUGUACCAAUGACCUGGGUAAAGGAAGGGGGCAUGGUGUGCCUAGAUAAAAAGUACCUGCAGGUGAACUACAAGGGCAUCAGCACCGAUGACAUUGUCUACACCAUCCUCGGCUUAGAUGGACAACCUAAAUACGGUGAGGUGGUCCUGGUGUCCAUGCCGGCUGAUGGCCCGCCAGGUGGCUGGCACCCAUCGCUAUCCGACGAACAAGGCUUCACCGCCACUGCUUCUUUUACUCAGCAGGACGUCAACGACGGCACAGUCUGGUACCGCCACUUCGGCGGAGGCAGCCACAGUGACUCGUUCCAGUUCAAGGUUUCCACAGAGGCCUCUCCAAUGCAGCAGAGCGACGCCCAGACCUUUACCAUAGGAGUCCUGCCUCAGAUCCCAGGGUUCCCUCAGCUGGCCCCCGACUGUCACCUACAGGUCACGGCUCUGGAGGAUCGGGUGACAGAGAUAACACCUUCAGCCCUGUCCUUCGUCGACUCGGAGACUCCCAGUGAGAAGCUCAUAUACACCAUCACCAAACCAUUACCACCAGGACAAGGGGCGAUUGAACAUCAGGACAAACCGUACACACCGGUGAAGCUCUUCACUCAGGCUGACGUCAACAACGGCAAGAUCAUCUACAGACCGCCUCCGGCCCCGUCACACCUCCAGGAGCUCUACCAGUACUCCUUCAUCGGUCUUCCGGAGUCGCUGAGCCUUUAUUUCUCAGUGUCAGAUGGCGAACACACGACUCCAGAGUUGGACUUUUCCAUUGUGCUGGUGUCCAACCACCAGCAGCCGCCGGUGUUUCAGGUUCUGGACCCGCUGCUGGAGGUCAGUCUGGGAGGACAGGCCACCAUAGGUGGUCAGCAGCUGGCCGUGAGCGACGCUGACACUGCUCCAGAUGAGCUGGAGUUUGAGCUGGUGGAAGCUCCGCUGCACGGAGAGCUGGUCAGGACUGAGGGCGGCGGACACAUCAGCAUGGCCAACGGUGACAUCUUCACCUUCAGUGACAUCACCCGUAACGUUCUGCUCUACCGACACGCUGGCCUCUCCACCCAGGACGAUGCCAUCACCUUCACCGUUAGUGAUGGAAUCUCCAUGGCAACCACAGUGGUGCAGGUAGUGGUGUUGGGCGACAGGGACGAUGGGCCGCGGCGAGACCCGACAGCUACACUGUCGCUGGAAGUGGGCGAGAAAAGCAGCACCGUGAUCAGACGCUCGCACCUGGCUUACACUGAUAAAACAUCCCCAGAUGAGCAUAUUCGGAUCCAGUUGGUGUCUGUGCCCAUGUACGGAAUCCUGACCAGGAGCCAGUCCCAGCAGGAGCACCAGGAGCUGAGGGAGUACUCCUCCUUCACCAUGGAAGACAUCAACAAGCACAGGAUCAGGUAUGUCACCUCCUUAGACACAGGCAGUCAGCUGGUGACCGACAUCUUCCACUUUGUUGUUUAUGAUGGAGACAACAAUCGCCUUGACAACCAGAUGUGCACCAUGACCAUCACCUCCACGCCCAGACAGCCGCCAGUGGUGACCGUCCGUAGCGGCAUCAAGGUCCAGGAAGGCGGCCGUGUGCAGCUCUCUACCAAUCAUAUCAUAGUGUCGGACAUAGGCACACCGAGGAAGGACCUCCUGGUUUGGCUCGUCAAUCCUCCUAAAUAUGGUUUCAUUGAAAACACCAAGAGAGGAGGCCCGGUCGGCACCUUCGGGGUCGUAACACCUGAUGUUCCUUUCUCUGUGGAGGACCUGACACUGGACUACAUUUUCUACGUUCAGGACAAGGAGCAUAAAGCUCAGGCCAAACAGGAUGUCUUCAGUUUCUACAUCAGUGAUGGACAAAGCCAGACGGAGGCGUUCAAUAUUGAAAUUGACAUCCAGCAGAGCAGAGAGGAGAUAGAGCCGGUGGUGUCAGUCAGCAGCAUCCAUGUGGAGGAAAACUCUGGAGUCGUCAUCACCAACUCGUCCCUCAGUGUCCACGAUCGGUUCACGCCAGAGAACGAGAUACUCUUCACCAUCAUCAGAAUGCCUUCAUACGGCAAACUUCGCAGACGGCAGUUCUACUCUCAGCCGCUGGAGAACGGCCGUGUGCUCACACAGGGCUCUGCCUUCACCUACCAGGACGUCCUGGACCGGCUGCUGGUCUACACACCUGAGACCGUCAGCGGGGGCGCAGAUGAAAUAGGCUUCUCCCUCACCAACGGAGUCUAUACACGCACAGGCCGUCUGGAGUUCACCAUGGACGUACGGAAGAACGAAGGACCCCGAAUGACUGUUAACAGAGGCCUGCAGCUCCCAGCAGGAUCUUUGUCAAAGAUCACAGAGCAGAACCUGAAGGGUACAGACAUUGACUCAGACGACCUGAAGCUCAGGUAUGUCCUGACCAGAGACCUGCCAGCCGGCAAACUCCAGCUUAGCAAGAGCGGACACGUAGAGAAGGUCUCUGUCAAGGGUCCUGCUCAGAGCUUCACUCAGGAAGACGUCAACAAAGGCCUGCUGCAGUACAGCCACGAGAAAGGCGAGAAGGGAGGCAGCCUGUUUUUCAAGUUCAACCUAGUCGAUCCAGAGGGCAACAAACUCAUUGACCAGUCCUUCUUCAUCAGUGUGCUCGAGGACCAUCUUCCUCCCUCUGUGGUCGCGAACAAAGGCCUGGUGCUGGAUGAAAACUCCAUGAAGAAGCUGACUACGCUGCAGCUGUCGGCCAGUGACCAGGACAGUGAGCCAAGCGAGCUCAUCUACCGCAUCACCAAACAGACGAGCCUGGGUCACCUGGAGCACGCUGCCAAUCCAGGCACCAGAAUCGGCACAUUUACCCAGGCUGAUCUGGUGUCGCGCAGCAUCCAGUACGUCCACACCAGUGAAGAAGAGAAACACGCCGACCAGUUCUCCUUCACCGUGUCCGAUGGGACAAAUGAGGUUGCCCAGACCUUCUACAUCACCAUCAAGCCGGUAGAUGACUCCCUGCCUCUGCUCCAGGUUCCUGGCAUGAGGGUUCAGGAGGGUGUGAGGAAGACCAUCACCGAGUUUGAGCUGAAGGCCACCGAUGCAGACACAGAGGCAGAGUCCAUCGUCUUUACCAUCGUCCAGGCUCCUCGUCAUGGCACCAUCGAGCGCACGAUCAACGGCCAACACUACCGACAGACAACCAGCUUCACUAUGGAUGACGUCUACCAGAACCGCAUUAGCUACAACCACGACGGCUCCAAUUCACUCAAGGACCGCUUCACCUUCACCGUGGCCGACGGCACCAACCUACUCUUCAUGGUGGAGGAGGGUGGCAAGGAGAUCGUGACAGCUGCUCCCCAGAAGUUCAAGAUUGACAUCCUGCCAGUUGACGAUGGCACACCGCGUAUCGUCACCAACCUGGGCUUGCAGUGGCUGGAAUACAUGGACAACAAGGCCACCAACCUGAUCACCAAGAAGGAGCUGCUGACCAUGGACCCAGAUACAGAUGAUGGACAGCUGGUUUAUGAAAUCAUUACCGAGCCAAAACACGGAUUCCUGGAGAGCAAGCUCAAACCCGGCAACCCCAUCACCACAUUCACACAAGCCGAUAUCAAUCUUGGUCUGAUCCGCUACGUGCUGCAUCAGGAGAACGUUCAGGAAACGAUGGACACCUUCAAGUUCCUGGUCAAAGACAGCAAACCAAACGUGGUCAGUGACAACGUCUUCCACAUCCAGUGGUCCCUCAUCAGCUUUGAGCACAAAAGCUACAAUGUGAGUGAGAAGGCUGGUACAGUGGCAGUGACAGUGAAGCGAACAGGAAACCUGAACCAGUACGCCGUCGUGCUGUGCCGCACCGAGCAGGGCAGCGCCACCUCCACCAGCAGCGACGGAUCGCAUCCAGGCCAGCAGGACUAUGUGGAAUAUGCUGGGCAGGUACAGUUUGAUGAGCGUGAGGAAAUCAAGCUGUGCACCAUAGUGAUUAAUGAUGACAAGGUUUUUGAGGGAGCCGAGAGCUUCCACGUGGAGCUGAGCAUGCCUGUGUAUGCACUGCUGGGCGGAAACACGCGCGCCAUUGUCAACAUCAAUGACACAGAGGAUGAACCGACUUUGCAGUUUGAUAAGAAGACCUACCACGUCAACGAGAGCACCGGCUUGAUCCAUGCUCCUAUUGAGAGAAAAGGUGACACUUCCAGCACCGUGUCAGCUCUCUGCUACACCGUGGCCAAGUCGGCUCAGGGCAGCAGCCUCCGUGCUCUGGAGUCUGGAUCCGACUACAAGAGCCGCGGUAUGACCAGUGACAACCGCGUCAUCUUCGGCCCUGGGGUCAGCAUGUCCACUUGCGACAUUAAGCUCAUUGAUGACAGUGAAUAUGAGCUGUCUGAGGAAUUUGAGCUGGUGCUGGCAGAUGCCUCUGAUAACGCCCGUAUAGGGGACGUGACGGUGGCCAAGGUUGUCAUCGAUGGACCCAACGAUGCAUCGACUGUCUCUCUUGCAAACGCCUCCUUUACUUUCAGUGAAGAUGCAGGCACUAUUGAAAUACCAGUGCUGCGCCACGGCAGUGAUCUGUCCUCUGUGACGUCGGUGUGGUGCGCCACCCGACCUUCAGAGCCUCUCUCAGCCAGCCCCGGGGUCGACUACAUCCCCAGCUCCAAGAAAGUGGAGUUUAAACCUGGAAAAACUGAGGAGACCUGCAGUUUGACCAUCAUGGACGACAUCCAGAAUCCAUCUAUUGAAGGAUCCGAGACCUUUGUGGUCUUCAUCAGUUCGCCUCAGGGUGCUGUCCUCCAAGAGCCUUAUGAAGCCAACGUCAUCAUCACCGACACCUUCCAGGACAUUCCCAGCAUGCAGUUUGAGAAGAGCACCUACACUGUGAAAGAGAGAGACAGCGUCCUCCACAUCCCCAUCAUCCGCACAGGUGACCUGUCCUUCAAGUCGUCGGUGCGCUGUUUUACCCGAACCAUGUCUGCCAUGGUGAUGGACGACUUUGAGGAAAGGAGGAACGCUGACGAAUCACGCAUCACUUUCCUCAAAGGAGAGAAGGUGAAGAACUGCACUAUUCACAUCAAUGAUGACUCUGUAUUCGAGCCUGAGGAGGAGUUCCAGGUGCAUCUUGGGACGCCACUGGGUGACCACUGGAGCGGCGCCAUGGUGGGCGCUAGUGACAUCGUCACCAUCACCAUCACCAAUGAUGAAGAUGCUCCCACCAUCGAGUUCGAGCAGGGGGCCUAUCAGGUCAGAGAGCCUCCUGGUCCUGAUGGCAUUGAGGUGCUCAACAUUAAGGUGAUCCGCCGAGGUGAUCUGGACCGGACCUCCAAGAUCCGUUGCAGCACCCGGGAUGGAUCGGCCCAGUCUGGAGUGGACUACAAUCCCAACAGCCGAGUGCUCAAGUUCAUCCCCGGAAUGGACCAUAUCCUGUUCAAAGUGGAGAUUCUGUCUAAUGAGGACAGGGAGUGGCAUGAGUCCUUCUCAUUGGUUCUCGGCCCUGACGACCCUGUAGAGGCGGUACUUGGGGAGAUCACUAUGGCAACAGUGACCAUUCUGGACCAGGAGGCUGCAGGCAGCCUCAUCCUUCCUGCACCACCUAUUGUGGUCUCUCUUGCUGACUAUGACCACGUCCAGGAGGUGACCAAGGAAGGCAGUAAGAAAACGCCCUCUCCAGGUUACCCCCUGGUGUGUGUCACCCCCUGUGAUCCCCACUACCCCAAGUUCUCUGUGAUGAAGGAGCGCUGUGAGGAGGCAGGGAUCAACCAGACCAAAGUUCACUUCUCCUGGGAAGUGGCGGCACCCACCGACACCAGCGGUGCCCGGUCCCCCUUCGAGACGGUCACAGACACCACCCCGUAUACCAGCAUCAACCAUAUGGUCCUGGACAGUAUUUAUUUCAGUCGUCGCUUCCACAUUCGCUGUGUGGCUCAGGCCAGGGAUAAAGCUGGUCACCUUGGAACGCCACUGAGGAGCAACAUUGCCACCAUUGGCACAGAGGGCUCCAUCUGCCACACACCUGUUACCACGGGAACCGCCAGAGGCUUCCAGGCUCAGUCUUUCAUCGCCACCCUCAAGUAUCUGGACGUCAAGCACAAGGAGCACCCCAACCGGAUCCACAUCUCAGUGCAGAUCCCCCAUCAGGAUGGCAUGCUCCCCCUGGUGUCCACUAUGCCUCUGCACAACCUGCACUUCCUGCUGUCGGAGUCAAUCUAUAGGCAGCAGCAUGUCUGCUCCAACCUGGUCACCCUCAAAGACCUGGAGGGCCUUUCUGAGGCGGGUUUUCUGGAUGAUGUAUCCUAUGACAGCAUCUCUCUGGGACCGGGUUAUGACCGCCCUUACCAGUUCAACCCCAAUGUCCGGGAGGCCAAGAGCAUCCAGCUCUACAAGCACCUCAACCUCAAGAGCUGCAUCUGGACCUUUGACGCAUACUACGACAUGACCGAGCUCAUUGACGUGUGCGGGGGCUCCGUCACCGCCGAUUUCCAGGUUCGGGACUCGGCUCAGUCCUUCCUGACGGUGCAGGUUCCCCUCUACGUGUCCUACAUCUACGUGACAGCACCAAGAGGCUGGGCUUCUCUGGAGCAUCACACCGAGAUGGAGUUCUCUUUCUUCUAUGACACCGUACUCUGGAGGACAGGUAUCCAGACCGACAGUGUCCUCUCAGCCAGACUGCAGAUCAUCAGGAUUUACAUCAGAGAAGACGGGCGACUGGUGAUUGAGUUCAAAACCCACGCCAAGUUCAGAGGUCAGUUUGUCCUCGAACAUCACACUCUGCCUGGACACAAGUCCCGCCUGAUGGCUCCCGACCACCUCGGUGGUGUGGAGUUUGACAUGCAGCUGCUGUGGAGCGCCCAGACCUUCGACUCACCGUACCAGCUGUGGAGGGCCACCAGCUCCUACAGCAGGAAGGACUACUCUGGAGAGUACACAGUGUUUUUGAUCCCCUGCACUGUGCAGCCCACUCAGCCCUGGAUCGACCCCGGGGACAAGGCCCUGUCCUGUACCGCUCACGCUCCAGAGAAGUUCCUUGUACCGAUCGCCUUCCAGCAGACCAAUCGGCCCGUGCCUGUGGUUUACUCUCUCAACACGGAGUUCCAGCUGUGCAACAAUGAGAAGGUGUUCAUGAUGGACCCGGCAACGGCUGAUGUCUCCAUGGCUGAGAUGGACUACAAGGGAGCGUUCUCCAUGGGCCAGACUCUGUAUGGCCGGGUGUUGUGGAACCCAGAGCAGAACCUGAACGCAGCCUACAGACUGCAGCUGGAGAAGGUUUACCUCUGCACCGGCAGGGACGGAUACGUCCCCUUCUUUGACCCAACAGGGACGCUGUACAAUGAGGGGCCGCAGUACGGCUGCAUCCAACCAAACAAACACCUCAAACACCGCUUUCUCCUGCUGGAUCGUAAACAGCUGGACGUCUGUGACAGAUUCUUUCACGAUGUUCCCUUUGAGGCUCAUUUUGCCUCCGACAUCCCGGAGCUGCAGUCUAUGACAGCCAUGCCGGGUGUCGACGGCUUUACAAUGAAGGUUGAUGCUCUCUACAAGGUGGAGGCAGGGCACCAAUGGUACCUACAGGUGAUUUACGUGAUCGGCCCAGAGACACGGACCAGCCCCAGGAUUCAGCGCUCGCUCACUUACCAGCUGAGCCGCCCCAAACGGGACCUGGUGGAUCGCAGCGGGCGCCUGACACUGGACGAGUCGCUCAUCUAUGACAACGAGGGCGACCAGGUGAAGAACGGCACCAACAUGAAGUCGCUCCGCCUGGAGGCCGGGCCUUCCGCCACCUUUAACGCCCACAUAGGCAGCUCAGUGGGCGGGGGCGUGGCUGCCGUCACCCUGCUGGUCCUGGUUCUGCUAGCGUCCUGCUUGCUGUUCCGCCGCUGCCGACGGUCGGCCAAGAAGAGGAGCAAGAAGACUCUGAAAGUCUACGAGGAGUAUCCACUUAACACUAAGGUGGAAGUGUGCAUGGACAAGUGUGUGGAGAAGAACUUUAGCACCAAGCACUGCACAGUAAGGAACAUCAACAUCCUCAACCGCAACCAGGAGGCCAACAGCAAGGCCAAGGUCAAACAGGUCAACCUGGAGAUCAAGCUCCACAACAACCUCAAUGACGGCACUGAGGUCUGAAACACUGACGAGGAGGAGGAGGAAUUCGAAUUUGAAAAAGGUAUUUUUUAAAAGAAAGUUUGUAGCUAAGGAACAAAAUGUUUAUUAACGUAUUUUUAUACCACUUUGAAAAAGGGAAGAGUAACGUGCAGAUGGCAACACAGCAUUUUAAUCAUUUCACAACUGAGCUACCUCAGGAAUCCACCAACCACUCCUCUGCGUCCAAUCACCCACACUCCACCUGGAACCACUGUCCAUGACGUGAACAUCCUUCUUAGCGCCAAAAUGGUGACUGGUAGCUCAUACACUGGUGAUUGUCUCUUCUGUGCUGCAUCGAGUCAUUUCACUGCUACUAAGUGUCACUACUGUGUUGUGGCAGCCGCUGUAGAAGACCUGCCCUCAGCUGGCAGUCACUGUUUCUGCAGGUGAAUGAAAACCUCUGACUAAACAGAACAGAACAGAACUACAUUUUGCUGUGGAGCGACUUCUACAUCGGCUGCAGCUGCUUCUGACUGUGUAAAAGUAUUACUCACUUUCGGUGUGCUGCUGUCGCCUGAGGCUGAAUGAGUGCAGUGUAAAUAAUAACAAAAAUUAAUGACACCAAGUGCAAUUAUGCCAUAACCUUUGUUAAUCUUUCCCAUGUGAGCAGUAAAUCAUUUGCAUUUUAAGAAAAUGUGUAUUUCACGCCUUACUAAGAGAUGAACUGUCACGUUGAGCAAAUGAUAACUUCUGGUUUCAACACAGUCUUCUUGUGUUCAUUCUGUUCUCUGACAGCUGCGAACAUUAAGUGCCAUGCAGUAUUUUUUUUCAGUGUUCUCCUUUUCCCAAGAGUGAGAAAAUGGAUAUUUCCAUGCCACUGUUUGGACAGCAAACGUUUCGAUCCCGUCCACGCCACAGAGCGCUUUAGCCUUACUACUGCUCUAAAUUAGUCACUUUUAAAAACUAUGUAUUUUAUAAGAGACAUGUGUCUACUUGCCUUCACUUCACCAAAAGACACAGUCCUUCACUUUUUAUUUACACCCACUCAAGUCCCACUCAGAUGUUUUUAAAGUAUUACUGUUAGUCUCUCCUGAUGUAUUAUGUUACACCCAACUACUGAUGUACCCCCCCAUGUUACUGUAAUAUUUUUGUGACACUGAUUGGAGAGCACUGCAAAAGAAAAGACGCUGAAGCGUCUUUCUCACCAUCUAAUCCCACCUCUUCCUUCAAAUGUGUGCCUAUCAAACACAAUGGGAACUGGGAAUUCUGGGAAAUAACAUUAUAUUUUUGGUGCUAUCAUUUUGUGGAAAAUAACUACGAAGCUAUCAAUAUGAUGCCUGU
Messenger RNA from Monopterus albus (swamp eel), 13731 nucleotides. It is a transcript of the gene fras1, whose product is annotated as Fraser extracellular matrix complex subunit 1. Gene Ontology annotation, biological process: cell communication; anatomical structure morphogenesis. Bases 457 to 12432 code for a protein of 3991 amino acids. Gene Ontology annotation, molecular function: protein binding. Lineage: Eukaryota; Metazoa; Chordata; Actinopteri; Synbranchiformes; Synbranchidae. The transcript has 73 exons. The record is from RefSeq and is a predicted model, not a curated record. Gene Ontology annotation, cellular component: membrane.